UCUUUCAUUCUCUCUCUGCCUCUGCCUUCUGUAUAUAUAUCUACAUAUUGUGCCUGUCCUCCAUACUUUUACUGUUCUGCAAAAAGCAAAAGAAAGGCUGUGACACCUCCCCACUGCCCCUCUCUCUCCCUUUACUCCGUUUUGCUUUCACCCCAGAAAAUUUUUCGGACUCUUCACUCUGUUUGGUUUCCCGGAAAGUGCCUCUGGUUUUUUUCUCUCGCUUUCUCAGAGAAAAUGGCGGAGAAAGACGAUGGGUUGGGCUUGGGUUUGAGUCUGAGCUUGGGACUGGGAAUGAAUCCGUCUCAGAGUCUCAUGCAGAAGCCUUCUCGGACUCUUCCGAAUCAAAGAGCUUCCUGGAACGAUAUUUUCCAGCUUCCUGAUCGGAGCUGCGAGGCGAGAACGUUGCUCCGGGGAGUGGAUGUAAAUUUGGCGCCGCCGUCAACGGUUGUGGACUGUGACGAUGAAAAUGGCGUCUCCUCACCGAACAGUACUGUGUCGAGCAUCAGCGGAAAGCGGAGCGAGAGAGAGUCUAUUGGCGGAGAGCAUGAAGCCGAGCGUGCCUCAUGUUCUCGAGGAAGCGACGAUGAUGAAGGCGGCGGCGACGGAGGCGGCAGAGACGGAGACGGAGACGGCGACGGCGACGGAGAUACUUCCAGAAAAAAGCUCCGGCUGUCGAAGGAACAAUCGAUUGUGCUGGAGGAAACGUUCAAGGAGCACAAUACCCUCAAUCCGAAGCAAAAACAGGAAUUGGCAAAACGGCUGAAUCUGAGGCCAAGACAAGUGGAAGUGUGGUUUCAGAACAGGAGGGCAAGGACCAAGUUGAAGCAAACUGAAGUGGAUUGUGAGUACUUGAGGAGAUGUUGUGAGACUUUGACUGAAGAGAAUAGGAGGUUGCAAAAGGAAGUGCAAGAACUGAGGGCAUUAAAGCUAUCCCCACAGUUCUACAUGCACAUGAACCCUCCAACCACUCUUACAAUGUGCCCUUCUUGUGAGCGCGUCGCGGUCUCAUCCACAUCCUCCUCCUCAUCAGCAGCGGCAGCCGUGUCGUCCAACUCAGCCCCAUUGAGCUCUACCAUUCAAAGGCCGGUGCCCCUCCUCCCCUGGGCGGCUAACUCGAAUCGAAACCGCCCGGGUGACAGCUUAAAUCCCCGGCCAUGAACCCUUCUCUUGUGUUCAAGCUCAUGGCAGCUCCCUAAUGUAGAAGACAAGGUCAUUUUUAGUUACUAGAGAGGCAUGGAUCAAUGUGUUGAAAGAAAAGGUAUGGAAAAAGGAUACUAAGGCAGUUAGAAUGAUUUUGAGUCCUCUAUGGUCUUAAGUAAUGUAGUUAAGAGAGGAACAUGGGAAAAUAUGUAUGGAGCUUAUUAUUUCUUUCUAUGUAUACCUUUUCUUUCCCCACCUUCAUUUCUUGCUUUUAUAAUAGUAUAUGUAGUUGGUUAUUGAAUGAGACGGUUUGUUAACAAUAUAUCCGAAUAUUUAAUUGUUGAUGUAACAUAA
Molecule: messenger RNA, 1494 nt
Organism: Neltuma alba
Lineage: Eukaryota; Viridiplantae; Streptophyta; Magnoliopsida; Fabales; Fabaceae
Product: homeobox-leucine zipper protein HAT3
Exons: 4
Coding region: 235-1158 (307 amino acids)
Biological process (GO): regulation of DNA-templated transcription
Cellular component (GO): nucleus
Molecular function (GO): DNA-binding transcription factor activity, RNA polymerase II-specific; sequence-specific DNA binding
Source: RefSeq, a predicted model, not a curated record